This is a messenger RNA of Podospora pseudopauciseta, 4702 nucleotides long. RefSeq lists its product as uncharacterized. Bases 1896 to 4481 code for a protein of 861 amino acids. Lineage: Eukaryota; Fungi; Ascomycota; Sordariomycetes; Sordariales; Podosporaceae. The transcript has 2 exons. The record is from RefSeq and is a predicted model, not a curated record.
GUUGAUAAGGCUGUCAGACCAAGGCCAGCACCGUCCCAGAGAUCGAGGCCAUUCCGUGUCACGAUGACUCGGGGAUGAGAACCCGGCGAUAAAAUUGUGCGGUUAACAUCCAAGGCUGUUUUGAAUCCGACUACCCCGCAUUUCCGCUGGUCGUGGAAUAACAAACCACUGUGUAGUGUAGAACGAUUCGCAAUUGAGGGCGGAAGUUUGUCGAGAUUGUCGUGAUGACCGAUCAAUGCUAAUGAGACUCUCCCCCCAUGGCCGCCACUGCUCUCUCAUGAGGGUAGUCUUCAAAUAUCAACAAUAUACUGGCUGUCAAGAUGCAAUAUCUGAUGCUGUUGGCGGGGACAAGACACUAGAAGCAACCGGCAAUCGUGGCACCCCUGCCAGCCGACAGGGGAGUGGUAACUGCCGCGGGCUCUGUACCAUAACCGUGCAACGGCCCGGCAAGCCCACACUACCACACGAUCGAGCUUGGCCGCAAAGAGGCAAGCUUCCAACGUUGAUAAUUGACCUUCCCGUCUGGAUAUCUCUCCGUUUAUUUACAAGAGAACGCUCCAGACCCCUUUCCCCCCCAUUUAAUUAUAGCAGCCACCUGCCACCUCCUGCCUUCUCUCCUGCGGCCUGCGCAUAUCAACCGAACGAACGCUCUGCAUCAGAUGCUCCGCUCCGGCAGCACGAACCACUGCGUACACAGGUACCUAGCUCCUAACACUAGCAUCGUCUCGGAUCCGGAGUGGCCUCCCCAUUGGGCAUGGAUAGCCAGGAACAAGCUCACGAUGUCAUCUCUCCUGAUCUCUUCUCGUGGCUUUGCGCAAUGCCAAACGUUUCCUUCACACUUCAUUUCGCCAUAGCACAAAUCUGACCAGCCGCCUCGCUUGUCCCACACUGUCCGGUGUUGCGUCCAGCUUGGGAAUACUACCCACAGGCUCAAAUCAUCCAGGCGAAUCCCGAUGCUGCGAGAUAUUGCCCUCUCUGCGGCCUGUAGAUUGCAAUGUCUACCCCAGAUUUUUUCCAUUUCUCUUGCGAAAAUGGCGGUUAUUCACUGACAUGACCACAGUCAGUCCCAGGAAUGGAUGGGAUGAUGCCCCAGGGAUACCCAGGACUGACAUCAGGAAUUGGAUGACUGUCUUCGGGAAAGCGGCAAGCUUUGGCCUUUUGGAUGCUCCAGACGAACUGAGAGUUCGCUCGAGUUCGUCCGACGACCGGUUUUUGCUUGGGCACUCGAGACGAAAACGGCUCUGCCAGGACGCUUGUUAUAGCUGCAGCCAGACACUGCCGGACCGUGAGGUUCCUUGGUUUGUCCGAUGAAGUGAUGAGGAACGGGUGAGAUCCAAAGUCCCAGCCAAUGGCCAUGGUCCACUCUGCACAUCCCUGCCGCACACAGUAGCUUGCCAAGCGCCUUGAUGCUCCCGCCAGCGCAAAUCCGCCCCGGAAGGCCCUGGGGUGGUGCCAGGGCAUGUCCCCCGUGAACAGCCGACCAAUGACAACAUGCGCCUACGUGCCCCCCAUAUUGAGUCCGAAACGGUGCCAGUCUGUCUUGUUCCUGGCCAGUCCGACAACCUUUGGAUUCUUGCGCGCUGUGAUUCCGGCUGUUGACCAAGAAGUGGCUGGACCUCUUGCUGCAGAAGCGCACCUCUGAUCCAGCUUGUCCCUUUUCAGCCGGAGGACUGGAACCUCACCUGCCAAUCACCCUUGCAACUAUCAAACAACCAACAUCACCUCUGUCUACAAACCUUGAACGCCACAUCCUAGGACGAUCCGAGAACCAAAGGAGUCGAUGACUCCGCUGGUCACCCUCGCCAGUCAAUGAAUAGUUGACGGUGCUGGCAAGCGGUUCAUCUAACUCUUAGACCCGGAACAGCGCCAGUCAUCGAGAUACAGAACCCGAAACCAUGGAUCUUCCACCAAACAAGACUGACGAGCUGGAGAGGAGGUUAUCGACGAGGAACUCGCUGAGGAUAUCAGUCAUUAGUGCGGAUGAGGACCCAGAGUUGGCCGCCAUGGGAAUGGUGGCAGAUGGGUUCAGACCAGUCAACUCCGGCCCCGAGAUCCAACCACCAUCGACGCCAUCACUCGCCUCCGGAUCCAGCACACUUCUUGGCGAUGGAAGUCCAGAGUCGGCACGAAUAGGUCGCUCUCCCAGCAUAUCGAAGCCACCCAGGCCAAGAGAUGCCUCGUCGACACGGCAAGAUGGGGGGCCAGAACAGGCUGACGAGUCCUCGAGUUUGAGCAGGCAAUUGAGCGGGUCUACCGAAUCCACAGCCUAUCUAGCACCCGAGAGCCCGUACAGGGGACCGUCUGGACCAUCGCAUCCCUACCAGAUGUAUCCGCAGAACGUAAGGAUGGCAAGGACAAUGAGCACAACGACGACCUCGUCGACGCUACCGGCGUCGGAAUUGUCGUACACUGGGCCUCGUGGACCAAGUCAUCCGUAUGGCCUCUAUCCUCAGAGCGACGGGGUCGAAACGGGCGCUAUGCCAGACACCGUUCCACUAGGUUUUCACGGUCUUCCCGAUCAGUACCGGCGACGAGUUGGCGCAGACGGGGAGGAAGCUGGCGACAUCAUCGGCCCAGACGGCCAUACCGAACAGCUUCCGCCAUACACGCGAUAUCCGGAUGAGGCAUAUGCUCGCAAGGUAGCGGCUGCCGAUGCCUCGACCCCAACUGGAGUAGCACAAACAACGACGAAUACGCCAAAUACAGCGGCAGCCGCGGUAACCGCACCACCAUCCAUCACAACGUCCGGUUCCACCAUUGUCGGUGCGGGAGGGCUUGGGUUAGCCACACGAAAUCCCGAAUUUGAUUCAACAGACGAUCUCGGGUCUCCCCAGUCCCGCCACUCGUCGCGAAGUUUCACCUCGGACAGCACCAAUCGGGUCAUUAAGCCGUAUGAAGAGGUUGUCAACGAAAAGGGGCAAUUGCCAAAGGGGUGGAAACUGUGGAUGAGGCGGAAGCUAUGUGGUAUCGUCCCAUAUUGGGUUAUAUGCCUGACGUUUCUGAUAUUAUUGGUGGUGGGAGCAAUUUUGGGCUCAGUUAUCGGCACAUUCUUGUCCAAACAAAAGCGGCCAAUGCGCAAGGAUGGCACAUGGUCACCAUUCAACUCGCCAGCCCCUGUACCAACGUUUGGUGCCGUUCCAAUACCAAAACCAACCGAUCUUCAGCCACUACCGGUGGGCACCUUCAGCAUGCCACUUACAACGAACCGCGUGUCCAAUACUUGCUUUCAAGACCCGACUCUCUCGCAAGCAUGGAACUGUUUUCUCGUCAUCGCCGGCUUGCAUCUAACAAUAGCUGAGAAUCACGGCGAACACAGCAUGAUGCUCAACUUUAACCAUUCGUUCACGUUGAUGAAUAACGUAUACUCGUAUGGUGAACAGCCACCACUGGUAGAAAAACCGGUUACUCUGAUACUGGUCAACGACACCUUUGAGCCAACACGGGGCCCGGCAUUCUACAACAUGCUGACCUACGACAAGACGGUCAUUCUCCCCGAAGCUGCCCUCUCACCGACGACUCCUUCUGUGACAAGAAGAAACAUUCGCAACCUGGCCGGCAUGACCGACUUUAAGCGCAAAAAUAUCGCCAAGGUCGGGGACAAGCCGUGGGUGUGCAGAUGGCCAGAUACGUACCUCGAGAUGUUCAUCUAUCCCCACCAAAACUCAAGCUGGUCUGGGAUCCCGCCACUGUCAGCAGGGGGCCCCGGCGGUGGCCCGGGAAGUCCAGGGCGAGGGCCAUAUCAGUCCUUUCUCACCUCGACAACAACAUCAACAUUGAUCGAAUCAUCUUCCGCCACACUACUGACACAGACAUCACCGCCAGGUGAAACCCCACCACCACAGACAUCGACACUACCAGCCCCCAUCGGUGGUGAGAAUCCCAACAACCAACCUCCUGCCCCUGAGGGAAACCAAUCACCACCACCACCACCACCAUCACCACCACCACCAAGCGAAGGCCCCCUCCCAACAAACACCAACAAACCAAAGGGUUACUGGCCUGAACCACGAGACUCGAAGACGCUUGAGUUCCCCCCUUUUCCCACAUCAACAGGGGGGUUCGGGUUAGGGUCAGGAUGGGGACCGAUAGAUGAGAAUUUUACGCCGCCACCACCGGGGUAUCCAAGAGUUAUCAAACUAGCAGAGAGGAGAGUUCCAACCAUAACCACAGGGACGACGGCGGCGAGAGUGCCGGAGUGCACCCAGAUGGAGAUUACGGGUUAUGCGCAAGAGGCGAAGGUGGUGGUGGAUGGGAAGGGGAAGGCGGUGACGAUUAGGAUUGUGGAGAAUGAGCAGACUGUUGUGGGGCCUUUUGGCGGCGCUGGCCGGCCGGGGGGGCAGAAGAGGAGGAGGAAGAGGGAGGGAGAGGAGCGAGCGGGGCGUGAGGGCGGCGGGACGGAGGAGGGGGCUUUUACUCAGCAGGGAGGAGGACCGCCGGCUGCGGAUAUGAGUCCUUGUGGGUGUAUGUGGUUUGUCACCUAAACAAGUCGGCUUUGGAUAUUUUUGGCGGACGGGGCACCCCCUAUCGUUUUCAUGAGGCAUUGUGGCCUAAUGGCGGUUUAUUAUUUCAACUGUCGUUUUUUUUUGUACUUUUGUAUCGGCAUCAAAAAACGGCAUUUUCUUUCCCACCAAGGUGGUUGGGUUGGUUUGGGUUGGGUUGAUGGCGUUUUAUAUCGGGGAAAUUCCGUGGUGGAUAUCUGGGA